Molecule: messenger RNA, 2283 nt
Organism: Lodderomyces beijingensis
Lineage: Eukaryota; Fungi; Ascomycota; Pichiomycetes; Serinales; Debaryomycetaceae
Source: the annotation of a GenBank genome assembly
AUGGCGUUUGAGAUGGGUGGGUUAAAUUCCACGCUGGAAGUGUGGCAUUGUUACUUCCAUUUCCCCAAGGGCAAAAGCAAAGAGUACAGCCAGCUUCGCAACUAUACAACGGCAAAGUACGGGGCAAUCACCACGGCGCUUCUCGUUUUGAUCAUCUUGUCCAUCCCCGCGUAUCAGUAUUUCGUCAUCCACCAUUACAGACUCAAGUUCCACUAUCUUCGAAGGUUUUACUCCACAUUGAACCACUACAUUUCACAUGAACACCAUCCAAAUUGCAGAACGGCAACAUGGACAGACCGGUUGGUUACUCGGGUAGCCACAAUGACAAAAGCCUUGGCUUUUUACAUAUUGCUACAUUUCCAAACCAUCGCGCAGUUGGUAUUCUGGACGUGUUUCCUUUCUUUGCUAAGUCUUGUUGACAUCUACCACGGGGAUCUCAUUUUUCUAGCCAAGCGACUAGGUAGAAUUGCUGCCAACUGUUUACCAACUGUGCUAUUUCUCACGCUUCGACCAUCGCCAUUGCCUAAUAUUUUGUAUUUGACUUUGAUCCCCAUCCACAAGUGGUUGAGUCGUUUAAUCAUUUUACAAAGUGUGAUUCACACAAUUAUUUAUCUUGCAUUCUUCAAUUAUAACCAUACCUGGGAAAAGGCUUGGAAAACGGAAAAUUUGUACGGAUGGAUGGCCCUCGCUGGAUUUCUCAUCAUUAUCGUAACCUCGCUAUCGACGUUCCGAAGGAGGUGGUACAAGGUUUUCUAUUUUAUGCAUUACGCGUGGACGUGGAUCAUUGUGGCGUGUUUGCAGGUACACGUUAGACCCGAGCCGUACUCGCUAUACACAACUGCCAACGUUUCCAUUCUUUUAGGCCAGGUCAUUUAUAGAGUCCAUCUAACAACGGUUUCAACAAGAGGCGAGGUUAAAGUCAUUGACGUUUCCCCGAAUUUAUCGCUUGUUGAAUUCCCUUCUUCACUAAUUGCCAAACCGGCUACAGCACCAGGUGCACACAUCCGUUUGACCAAUUACAGCUCAACUUGGAUAGUUCGAGCUUUUAAACAAAUCAUACCAAACUAUCACCCCUACACUUUGGUCUCGUUGCCCCAGGACAGGCUCCAGCGAUUGGUUAUCAGAAAAAGCAACUUUAAACUAGACGACGGUCACAGGUAUCUCAUAACAGGCAGCUAUGACCCUCAUUUAUUAUUUGUUCAUUUCAAACGGGGUAAUAAAAAAUUGGCAAACCCCAAAUGGUCCUUGUCCAAAUUACAUAUUGAUGCCAAGCGUCUUUUGAUUGUCGUUGGCGGCUCAGCUAUAUCGUUUGCUCUCCCAAUAUUGAGGGUUAUGAACUAUCACGGGAUUCCCACUAAAGUAGUUUGGGUCAUCAAGGACUUUCGCGACAUUCUCAUUUUAAAGUAUUUUGAAGGCGUCAUCCACGGCGACGACUUUGAGAUUUUCGUCACGGGAAGUGACAGGAUUGAGGAAAAAGACAAUGUGCGUUUAAAGCAUCAGUAUUCUAGCCACGCGUCGGGAUUCGGUAAGCGGUCAAUUGGUGCACUUUCAGCUCAUUACGACUUGGAAAAUGAGGAAACCACGCCGCUACUCGGCACUAAUGCCCAGCUCUCAACCUUGAAUCAAGAAAACCAGUUUGAAGAUGUCGAUGUUGGAAUAAACUCAGAUGAGGAAGACGAUAGCGGUGACUGCACCCACUACGACGCUUCGCCAGGCUGCCGAGAUACCUCAGCCAUAUAUGACGAUAUAGAUGACGUGUUGGACGAAAACGUAUCCGAUUAUUUGGAGCAUGAUGUCAAUGAGGAUGAGUUCGAAGUAACCAACGACAGCGUCGCACAUGGCAGCUCAGCUCGACACAUUUCAUCGCCGUCAACUAAUAACCACGGCAACAUUUCAAGAAAGCCCUCGACCAAUGAGCCCUUUGUGCCGAUUUUCUUCCGCAACUCACCGGCUCAAGACAUGGAUCUCCUCUCCCAGUUCCAAAGUGUAACCAGAAAACUCAAUCUUCAAAAGCGAAUCUACAAAGGACGGCCCAAAUUGAACCAUAGAUACUACAAUUGGUGUAUCAAUGAGGGCUUCACGCAAUGUUCAGGCCCAGUUGAAGAUGAGAAUCACAAUUUGGUGUGUUGUCAGGAUUUACCGAGAAACAAAGUCGUUGAGGCGGACUUGAAUGCUGAGAAAAUCUGGGUAAUCGGGGCUGGCCCAAAGCAGUUGGUUGAAAAUGUCAAAUUGUGGAGUUCUGAAAAUGGGUUGAAAUUUCAUGAGGAAGCAUUUUAUUCCUAG